AAGUGAAACGUGUUCAAUUGAACGACCGGCAGACGGCGGUCGUUCAAUGACGGAUUAGCUAACGGGUUGGUUGAAAGCAACGAAGAAGAUCGUCGCCCGCCCGCUGUUUAAUGAAGGGAGAAGAAGAGCAUGGCUGCGAGCAACGCGGCUGCACCGCUAACGAGCUCGCUCUCGAAACUGCAGUCUUUGAAUGGACUGUUUGCAAUUUAUAAAAAGCGAGGGCCGACCUCUGCGGAUGUCUUGAACAAGCUCAAAGAAACUCUACUCGAGGAAGCCGGCUUGAGGACUGCGAACCCGAGGAAGCGGAAGAAGCAGAGUCUCAAGAUGGGCCACGGAGGGACGCUCGACAGUGCUGCCAGUGGAGUAUUAGUGGUUGGUGUUGGGAAUGGCACCAAAAUGCUCAGCACCAUGUUGGCUGGUUCCAAGAAAUACAUUGCUGUCGCGGAGUUGGGGAAAGCGACUGACACUCUUGAUGCUACUGGCAGUGUUACUCAAGAGAAGGACUUCAAACAUGUUACCAAGUUGGAGUUAGAGGAGAAGCUGAACAGUUUUGUCGGCGAUAUCAUGCAAGUCCCGCCACUUUACUCAGCGCUGAAAAAAGAUGGCCAGCGAAUGUCUGUCCUUCUGAAGAAAGGUCACAAAGUUGAGGCGAAACCGGCGAGGUCCGUCACGGUGUACAACUUGACCCUGCAAGAGUUCAAGCUGCCGUUCUUCACAUUGGAUAUUGAAUGCGGUGGCGGAUUUUACGUGAGGAGCUUGGUGGAUGACCUGGGAAAAGCGCUCUCGUCGUGCGCUCACGUCAAGGAGCUGACCCGCACCAAACAGGGUCAGUUCACCUUGGAGCGGCAUGCCUUACACGAGGAGCAAUGGACACUGGAACACAUCGUCAAAUCGCUGCAAGCGUGCCCAGAGUCAGAACAGAGUCUGGACAGUGUGGCAGCGCCGGAAGGCGGAACUUGAACAAUGAUCUUUAGAGAGAAACUCAUUCAGGUACGAGUCGGCCGUUGCUUGAAAUUGUCAUUUUCAUUUGCGUUUGUUUGUUUGUUGGGGAGUAUCACUUUGUUAUUUUUUUAAAUUGAAAAAUACAUUUUGAAUUGGCGUUUGUUUACAGCCUCAAACAAAUACAUAGAUCAUGGUUAUUACUGCAUUCCGUGGGCUCACGAUAUGUGCAAAAAUCUUAUUAUAGCAACGCAAGCAACAAGGAGAACAAAUUGUGUUGACUGUAUGUAAAGAUCGUUUGUUUGUUUGGGGUCUUUAUAUCAUCGCUUUGAUUCUUGAUCGUCUUUAAGUAGCAGAAAUACCGCUUUGAAUGUUACGCUAAGUACCGUAUAUUCUAGUUAUCAGUUCUGUCGAUAAUGAUUUUUUUCUUCUUACGGCUACAUUCGGGUAAAUGGCAAAUGUUUACUAAGGAUACGCUUUGUCUUUCAACAGAUUAUGUGUAUAUAUAUAUAUAUAUAUAUAUAUAUUUUUUAACAUAUGUAUCCAAGUGAAAGUGGACUCAUACUGCUGCACUCAUCCGGGGGUCUGCUCACAAGCAUGCGUUUCAUAAUAAGACGUUGGAUUAUGAAAACUUUCUUCUCGAUGUUGAGUCUUUGCGCAUCAUUUUCUAUAUUGCGGAGAUGACCGACCAUCUCGCUCCCGAUUAUUCCAGCCAUUUUCUUUGUUAUGCUUGAUUUAAUAAUGAUUGAGCCUUUUUUUUUUUUUUUUUUUU
Molecule: messenger RNA, 1711 nt
Organism: Phycodurus eques (leafy seadragon)
Lineage: Eukaryota; Metazoa; Chordata; Actinopteri; Syngnathiformes; Syngnathidae
Gene: trub1
Product: TruB pseudouridine (psi) synthase family member 1
Exons: 8
Coding region: 130-960 (276 amino acids)
Biological process (GO): tRNA modification; mRNA pseudouridine synthesis
Cellular component (GO): mitochondrion
Molecular function (GO): RNA binding; pseudouridine synthase activity
Source: RefSeq, a predicted model, not a curated record